This is a messenger RNA of Drosophila novamexicana, 2900 nucleotides long. It is a transcript of the gene Grik, whose product is annotated as glutamate receptor ionotropic, kainate 2. Gene Ontology annotation, cellular component: plasma membrane; postsynaptic membrane. Bases 50 to 2806 code for a protein of 918 amino acids. NCBI's taxonomy places the organism in Eukaryota, Metazoa, Arthropoda, Insecta, Diptera, Drosophilidae. The transcript has 14 exons. The record is from RefSeq and is a predicted model, not a curated record. Gene Ontology annotation, molecular function: glutamate-gated receptor activity; transmitter-gated monoatomic ion channel activity involved in regulation of postsynaptic membrane potential. Gene Ontology annotation, biological process: modulation of chemical synaptic transmission; monoatomic ion transport; synaptic transmission, glutamatergic.
UAAAAAUUACUCGUAAGAAAAACUCAACUGCAAUCAGCGAUCAGAUCGGAUGACACAUCUAUUCACUGGGGGCCAGCCCCGCCCCGCGGCGGUCCACUGGGCCAUUUGGCUGAUUUCUCUGUGCGCCUUCACAAGUCUGUUGGACAUCUGUCGAGCCGAGCGGACCAAUGUGGGUCUUAUUUAUGAAAACACUAACCCCGAUCUUGAGAAAAUUUUCCACUUGGCCAUUGGCAAGGCGAAUGAGGAGAAUGAAGAACUUAAGCUCCAUGGCGUGGCCGUGGCCAUUGAGCCGAGCAAUGCUUUUGAGACCUCCAAGAAAUUAUGCAAAAUUCUAAGGCAAAAUUUGGUGGCAGUCUUUGGACCCACGACAAAUCGAGCAGCUCGUCACGCACUGAGCAUUUGCGAUGCCAAGGAGCUACCUUUUCUGGACACACGCUGGGACUUUGGUGCCCAGUUGCCCACCAUCAACCUGCAUCCGCAUCCAGCGCAAUUGGGGGCUGCGCUCAAAGAUUUGGUUACUGCCCUAGGAUGGGAGAGCUUCACCAUCAUCUACGAGUCGGGAGAGUAUCUGGUCACAGUCAAUGAGCUGUUGCAGAUGUAUGGCACAGCUGGUCCGACCAUAACACUUCGUCGCUAUGAUCUAGAUCUCAAUGGCAACUAUCGCAAUGUGCUGCGGCGCAUACGCAACUCCGAGGACGAUUCAUUUGUGGUGGUUGGAUCGAUGGAAACGCUGCCCGAGCUCUUCAAGCAGGCGCAGCAGACAGGCCUGCUGACCAGCGACUAUCGCUAUAUCAUUGGGAAUCUUGAUUGGCACACCAUGGACCUGGAGCCCUAUCAGCAUGCCGACUCCAACAUUACCGGGUUGCGCUUCGUUUCACCAGAGAACGGGCAGGUGCUGGAGGUGGCUAAGGCAUUGUACGAGAGUGAAGAGCCAUUUCAAAAUGUAUCGUGUCCUCUGACCAACAGCAUGGCCCUCAUCUACGACGGCAUUCAGUUGCUGGCCGAGACAUACAAACAUGUUAACUACCGACCCAUGCCCCUGAGCUGUGGGGACGACAGUGCCUGGGACAAGGGCUACACGCUCGUCAACUAUAUGAAGUCGUUGUCGCUCAACGGCCUCACGGGCCCCAUUCACUUUGACUACGAGGGACUGCGCACGGAUUUCCAGUUGGAGGUCAUCGAGCUGGGCGUCUCGGGCAUGCAGCAAAUUGGGCAGUGGAGCACUGAGGCCGGCUUUGAAAUGAAUCGUCCCGCACCAGCACAUACCCUCGAGCCAGAUAUGCGGUCGCUGAUGAAUAAGAGCUUUGUGGUAGUCACGGCCAUUAGUGAACCCUAUGGCAUGCUUAAGGAAACCGCCGAGAAGCUGGAGGGCAACGCUCAGUUCGAAGGAUUUGGCAUUGAAUUGAUUGAUGAGCUCUCGAAGAAGCUUGGCUUCAGCUACACCUUUUAUUUGCAGCCGGACAAUAAAUAUGGUGGCAUAGAUCCCAAAACUGGCGAAUGGAAUGGCAUGCUACGCGAAAUAAUAGACAACCGCGCUGACAUGGGCAUAACUGAUUUGACCAUGACAUCGGAGCGGGAGAGCGGUGUGGAUUUCACGAUUCCCUUUAUGAAUCUGGGCAUAGCAAUUUUAUUUCGCAAGCCGAUGAAGGAGCCCCCCAAGCUGUUCUCGUUUAUGUCGCCCUUUUCCGGCGAGGUUUGGCUUUGGCUGGGUCUCGCUUACAUGGGCGUAUCCAUCAGCAUGUUUGUUCUGGGCCGCAUGUCGCCAGCCGAAUGGGACAAUCCAUAUCCUUGUAUAGAAGAGCCCACCGAGCUGGAGAAUCAAUUUAGCUUUGCCAAUUGCCUAUGGUUCUCAAUUGGUGCGCUGCUGCAGCAAGGAUCCGAGCUGGCCCCCAAAGCGUUCUCUACGCGUGCCGUGGCAUCUUCUUGGUGGUUCUUUACGCUGAUUUUGGUUUCCUCCUAUACGGCGAACCUUGCCGCCUUUCUCACUGUCGAAUCGCUCGUGACGCCAAUAGAGGAUGCCGAAGACUUGUCGGAGAAUAAAGGCGGUGUCAAUUAUGGUGCGAAAAAUGGUGGCAGCACCUUUACCUUCUUUAAAGACGCAAAAUUUCCCACGUACCAGAAAAUGUACGAGUUCAUGAAAGACAACCCCCAAUAUAUGACGAAUUCGAAUCAAGAAGGCGUCGAUCGCGUCGAGAAUAGCAAUUAUGCAUUCCUCAUGGAGUCCACAACAAUUGAGUACAUCACAGAACGGCGUUGCACACUGACCCAGGUGGGGGCACUCCUAGAUGAGAAGGGCUACGGGAUUGCCAUGCGAAAGAAUUGGCCUUACCGCGACGUCUUGAGCCAGGCGAUACUCGAGCUGCAGGAGCAGGGCGUGCUAACCAAAAUGAAGACCAAGUGGUGGAAGGAGAAGCGUGGCGGUGGCGCCUGCUCGGAUGCAGGCGGAGAGGCUGGCGCAGUGGCCCUCGAGAUAAGCAAUCUGGGCGGCGUUUACUUGGUGCUGGGUGUGGGCGCCGCCUUCGGUGUAUUUGUGUCCCUCCUGGAAAUGUUGCUGGGCGUCAAGGAGCGCAGCAAUGAAAACAAGGUCAACUUCAAGGACGAACUUCUGGAUGAAUUGCGCUUUAUUAUACAAUGUUCGGGAAACACUAAGGCGGUUAAGUAUCCCAAGAACUCGGGCAGCUCACACUCGAGUGGCAGCUCCAAGUCAAAGGGAUCAUCUCUAUCUGUGGACACUUUACCUGAUGAACCAUCUGAUGCUGAUGUGGAGGCAGUCAGGGUUAAGCGCGGAAAUGCUGCAAAAAAUUAGACAUUUAAUUUUAGUACUACCAUGAAAGUUUGUUUUCAUAGCUAAUAAAAUUGUUAAAAAGCUUUCCAUUAAGCUUUUACGGAGAGCUUAAUAG